Capronia coronata CBS 617.96 is the source of this 1656-nucleotide messenger RNA. RefSeq lists its product as uncharacterized. Gene Ontology annotation, biological process: DNA-templated transcription; positive regulation of transcription by RNA polymerase II. Gene Ontology annotation, molecular function: zinc ion binding; sequence-specific DNA binding; DNA-binding transcription factor activity, RNA polymerase II-specific. The transcript has a single exon. Bases 1 to 1656 code for a protein of 551 amino acids. The record is from RefSeq and is a predicted model, not a curated record. NCBI's taxonomy places the organism in Eukaryota, Fungi, Ascomycota, Eurotiomycetes, Chaetothyriales, Herpotrichiellaceae.
AUGCAUGAUAUAACAACCUCGUUUCUGGGCCUCACUCCCACAAUCCGCCUGGCAGGAUGCGCCGCAGCACCUACCCAGAUCCCAUCAGCAAAGAAGUCCUUUGGGCUGACUGAUUUGGACGAGAACCACCCUCGCUCAAUCCUGAACCAACAGCCCUCGCAUCUCUCGCUGACCUCCGUGCCGACUCCGGUCGCGGAGUUUUUGUUUGACAUCUACAUCAACCGAAUCAUCCAUCAGUAUCCCAUCUACCAUUCUUCCGACGUGGUGCGGUCGUUCAACGCGAUCUUCCACAAUGACACUGUCGGCGAAAUGCCCGAUCCUCCAGCGGAAGCUCGAGACAUCUUUGUGGUGAGCCUGAUCAUGGCGAUUUCGCUAUCCACGGCAGCACGCAGCAAGCAAGCCCGUGCUCACGCUCUGGCGACGGGCUUGUUCAGGACCGCCAUGCUGCAUGUAUCAGAAGUGCUAUCUAACGACCUGGAGGGCCUCCAAGCCCUGCUUCUACUGAUUCAAUACACGUUUCUAAACCCCAGUGUGGCCAAUCUCUGGCUUCUGACCGGCUUAUCGAGCGAAGCGUGUAUGGACCUGGGUCUGCAUCAAGAACUCCCAUCCAGCAUCGAGAUCGACCUCCUCGAGAGAGACAUGCGGCGGCGCAUCUUCUGGUGCGCCUGGGAGAUGGAAGUGGCCGUGUGUGCAGGGUUCCACCGACCGCUUCGCACACAAAACAAAUACAUCAACGUGCCCUUCCCGUUCGAGAUCAAAGAUUCCGGAAUAUCACGCACGCACAUCGACAUGACGGCGCCGCGGGCGAAAUUCAUCCCACGACGAAUUUGGCCGUUCCGCAAGAUCGAGUCCGAUAUCAUGUCGGUGCUGUACCAGAACGAACCGCUUCCCGAAGAUUGUCCGUCCGUCGAGGCAUGGAUGAAGCGAACAGAAGCCGAAAUCCGCGAGUGGAUGGAAGAAGUCCAUCGCGCCGCCGCCGCGAACCAAGACCCGUCGGUGAAAUCGCAUUGGGACGAAAUGGAACUCUACGCCGACAUCGCCUACAACUACAUCCUCGUCCUCCUGUUCCGGCCAUGUCCCCGAGUGAAGAUGCCCAGUCGCGAAGACCUGAUGAAGGGCUUCACCGCCGCCGUGCAGGUCGCCACGGGCUACUGGGAACAGGCCAACGCCGAGCUCGGCUAUCUCAAAUACGUCUUCCAUCCGUGCCACCACACCUUCUCGUCUGCGGUCGUGUUUCUGCAGGCCCUCCAGUACUGCAAGGUCGAAAUCGCCGACCUGCACCCCCUGCAGGAAGUCGAGGGCUACAUGAUGUGCUUCUCGCGCUUCUUCUCCACCAUCUCCGAGCGCUGGCCCGCCGCCACGCGCUGUCUGCAGGAAUACGAGAGACUCCUGGGGCCCAUCAAGAAGGAAUAUUCCGAGUUCGUCCUCCAGCGAGCGACGCUUUUCAACCAGCAGAGCCCCGUGGGCGCUUACUCGAUGGGCGGAGGUGACUAUUUGGAAGAUGCCAUGGGCUUAGAUGAGUCGUUUGCCUUUUGGGAGGUCCCGAACCCUAUCAUCGAUUUCACCGGCAACGAUCUCGUCGAUACCUAUACCUAUCCGCCGUACGAUUGGAAUGCCGAGUUUGGCUUCGGCAUGGACCUUACACUCGCCGAAUAG